CAUCCGGGUCGGCCGGGUCCAAACAGACUCGAUCGUAAGACCACCACACCACACCACACAAACACGCCGUGGCCAGGGGAGAAGGACGAAGCCAACACCAGCAAGAAGAAGAUAAUGACGACGACGACGACGACGUCAUCCAAGGCGACGGGGCCAUGGAGCAGGCUGUCGGCGGCGGAGGCGGCCGUGAACCGCGCCGUGGCCGGGAGCCGCGUGGGGGCCUACUUCAAGCUGGACGCGCGGAAGAGCACCUUCACCAAGGAGCUCCGCGCGGGCGCCGCCACGUUCCUCACCAUGGCCUACAUCAUCUCCGUCAACGCCGCCGUCCUCACCGACUCCGGCGGGCCGUGCACGGCGCGGGACUGCACCCCCGUGGCCACCGCCAACUCCACGGUCGUCGUCCCGCCUGGCCCGGAGUGCACGGUCGUCGGGGCCAACCCGGGGUACCAGCAGUGCCUGGCGCGCACCAAGAGCGACCUCAUCGUGGCCACGGCCGUGGCCGCCAUGGCGGGCUCCUUCGCCAUGGGCGUCUUCGCCAACCUUCCCUUGGCGCUUGCGCCCGGCAUGGGCGCCAACGCCUACUUCGCCUACAACAUGGUGGGGUUCCACGGGUCAGGCCCCAUCGGCUACCGCACGGCGCUGGCCGUCGUGAUGCUGGAGGGACUCGUCUUCUUCGCGCUGUCCGCCGUGGGUCUCCGGUCAAGGCUGGCCCGGAUGAUCCCGCGGAACAUCCGGCUGGCCUCGGCGUUGGGGAUCGGCCUGUUCCUGGCCUUCACGGGCCUGCAGGCGCACCAGGGCGUCGGGCUCGUCGGCGCCAGCCCGUCGACGCUGGUCACGCUCACGGCCUGCUCCGACGUGGACCCGGCCACGGGCGCCUGCCUCGGCGGCACCAUGCGGUCACCGACGUUCUGGCUCGGCGCCGUGGGGUUCCUCAUCACGGCCACCUGCCUCGCCAGGGACGUCAAAGGGAGCAUGAUCUACGGCAUCCUCUUCGUCACCGUCGUGUCCUGGAUCAGAGGCACCAGCGUGACGGUGUUCCCGGACACGGCGGCGGGCAAUGCCGGCUUCGAGUACUUCAAGAAAGUGGUGGACUUUCACAUGAUCCGGACCACCGCCGGGAAGCUCAGCUUCGCCGGCUUCCGGCACGGCAACGUGUGGCUGGCCUUCUUCACGCUCCUGUACGUGGACGUCCUGGACACGACGGGGACAAUGUACUCGAUGGCGGAGUACGCCGGGUUCGUGGACGAGGACGGCGGCGGCGGGUUCGAGGGCGAGUACCGCGCGUUCCUGGUGGACGCCGGGUCGACGGUGCUCAGCGCGGGGCUGGGGAGCUCGACGGUGACCACCUACAUCGAGUCGACGGCGGGGAUCCGGGAAGGCGGGCGGACGGGGAUCACCGCCGUCACCGUGGCCGCCUGCUUCCUGGCGUCGCUCUUCUUCGGCCCGCUGCUCAUGAGCGUGCCGCCGUGGGCAGUGGGACCGUCGCUGGUGCUCGUGGGCGCCAUGAUGAUGCGCGUCGCCAGGGACAUCGAGUGGGGCGACAUGAAGGAGGGCGUCCCGGCGUUCGUCACCAUGGCGCUCAUGCCGCUGUCCUUCUCCAUCGCCUACGGCAUCAUCGCCGGGCUGGGAGUCUACGUCGCGCUGCACUGGUACGACUGGGCGAGACACGGGUACGGCAAGCUCAGCAACGCGCUGGACGAGCGCCGGAACCAGGUGGCCGCCGCCGCCGGCGAAAUCGGCACGGCGCCGGCAGCGCACGACGUCGUCUGACGAUCGAACUCCCGAUGUGUGCGUGCAAGACCGUAGCAGCAGCUGGUCGUGUUGUUUAGUAGGCUGGCUACCCGCAACAAAAAAAAUAUAUAUGAUGUUGUUGUUUAGUAGGGUGAUUAUUAGCUUUUUUAGCUUGAUCAUGCAUCAUCACUUUGGGAGGGCUUUCAGAUGGCAGGGGUUGGUGCUGGGGGCCCUGUGUAUGUAUGGUAAAGGGGCUGGCUGCUGGGGAGAUUCUUGAUGUGUUUGUACUUUGACCAUCAUUGCAGCCUUCUCAUUUGAUUCCCUCACACUUGCUUUAGGGUCUGUGUUUGAUUGCUACACCUGCACGAGGGCUAGUGUCCAUCAACCCGGGCGUUGCGCGGGUUUUUAUUUAUUUUUAGCUAAAAUUUUUGUUAUUAAUUUGUUAGCAUAUUACAUGAAGAUGGAUAGAUUAUUCUCAA
Molecule: messenger RNA, 2210 nt
Organism: Sorghum bicolor (sorghum)
Lineage: Eukaryota; Viridiplantae; Streptophyta; Magnoliopsida; Poales; Poaceae
Product: adenine/guanine permease AZG2
Exons: 1
Coding region: 115-1770 (551 amino acids)
Biological process (GO): transmembrane transport
Cellular component (GO): plasma membrane
Molecular function (GO): purine nucleobase transmembrane transporter activity
Source: RefSeq, a predicted model, not a curated record